UUGAAAUAUUUUUUACUCCUUUAGGCUUUAGUGUUAAAAUUUACCGUUUAAUUUAUAAUAAUUUAUUAUAUAUCCAAGUACUUCACAUUUCCCAAUCAACGGCCAAACAUUUUCUUUACUUGUAGAAAAUUCAUGAUAUGGCUAUCUACGGGUUUUUCAUCAAAUAAGGAAUUGCUUGUUUUUCUCAUCAUCUGCAGUGAAUAUAACAAUGUAAAUACAUGGCAUCUAUUAACUGGCUGUCCAUGUAAGUGCCGAUGUGUUUAAUUAACUGACGUAAUCGCCUAUGACAACAUCAGCGCAGAUUUAAUGUGACUAGUUUUCAUUAUAAUUAACGGACAAUAUUUGAGAUCACUAUCGGCACUUACAAUUUCCUCUAAAACUUUUUGUGCUCAAAAUGGAUUAAUGUAUCGUGUAUACUGUAAAUCGCUGAUGUAAUCGACAAAAUGAAUGAUCCGUGGGAUGUUAAGUGCGUGCGACAAUCCGGUCACUAUACCUCUUGUAUGAAAUUAAAUGGGGUACCACUUCUUCCGCCUGUCUUAUCUAGAGAAUGUCGCAAAGAAAUGCAGUACUACAAGUUGUUAGCGCAAGAAGUAGAAAAAAGGAUAAAUACAUUAAAAAUAUUUAUGGUGGAGAGUGAUACUGAGUCGAUUGACGAUAAGACUGAUGCACCUGACCUGCCCGACUCAGAGCACAACGACAACAUGUCUCCAACAGAUAUGGCUGCAUACACUGCCAAUGUCACCCCUACAAAUAUUAAAAAAGAAGUUACAUCCAUAAAUAACACUCCUGAUCUUGAUUCUCCAAAUACCUGUGAUGUUGAUAGUAUUUCCAAAACACCAUCGAAAUUUAUAAUAGACUUAAGCAUUAGUCUGAAUGAUGACAGCAAAACAGUUACCACAAAUACCCCAAAUCCAGCUGUAGAAGUGCCGGAGCGGGAUUGGGAAUGUACAAAACCAAAUAAAGAUGUUCCCGCUGAUAUUAGCCAAAAGGAAAAUUUGAGAAGUGUUGAUGAUAAAUUGUUUUUCAGUAUCAGUCUAAACAAUGAUGUCUUAUCAGACCCUCUAUCCAUAACAUUUGAUCAAGACGGUCCCCCAUCUCUUAGUUCCAAGAGCUUCACGGGUUCCCUUAAUAAUAUUCACACAGACAGUGUUAGAGACUCGAAAGUGAUACCUCUGUCUCGCCAAAGAUCUUACACAGUUCUAAAACCAAGCCCGUUACUACUUGCUCAUCUUGAGGUACAAUCUAUCAAUACUGGUGUUGAAAUAAAUUCCAUAUCGAUGAGUGAAUCAAUGUCGAAUCUCAGCUCUCCAAGUAAAAAGCGAAGAAGUUGGGAUUUAGAAACUGCGAAAGUGAAAUGGUCGUCCAUGGCUUUGGAGUUGAAGCAAAACAGUUUAAAGAAAACGACGAAAGAUAAAAAUGGCGUCACGAAAUCCGCAACGAAAAAGGUGACGCAAUCGGCGCCGGCAAGAGCGAGAUCGCUGGUUCAAGAAAGAAAUAAACGAGUUACUAAUGUCUAUAAACCAUCUAACAAAUCUGAGCCUAUUCAAAAAAUUAAGAGAAACCCAAGCCCUGUCAGAAAUUCAUCAGCAAAUCCGCCCGUGUCGAUAACAAAUUCCGCUAAAACUUCACAAAUUCCAAACGGAGUAGAUAAGAAGGCUACACCUAAACAACUGAUAUCCGAAUCAGAAGAUCCAGCGGCGCGCGUACGAGAGCUUUACGAAAAAAUCCAAAAACAACAACUCAUUCAAAUGGCCAGCUUAGUUGAGAAACAGAAAAAAGAACAGAUGCUGCUACAACAAGUAUUUGAAGAACAGAAUAAUUUGCUGUACUCCCAGUUGAAAACUAUUUGCCCAAAACCGCCAAAUGACGUGAAAGAAGCGUGGGGUGGUAAAGAUACAGAUAGAGGUCCAGUUAGUUUGAGCCAGUUGAUAAAUUCAGAGCCAGCUGAUAGCCCUGUUGUUGCUACGCUCACCGAAACGAACAAUUACAUAAACCACUGUGAUAAUGUUUUAAAAAAAUCCAGGGAUAUAACUGAGAGUAUAAAGAAAGCGACCAAGUGUCCAUCUAAAGAAAAGAGUCCACCGAAAAGCCAAUCUAACGGUAACUGUGCAAAGAGUCAUUCACCAGGACGUAGGAGCACUUCGCGAAAGCUUACCUACGAAAACAGUGCUUCGACUGACCGAGACUACGACCUUAUACUGACCGAUCGAACGAACGACACUAUGGCCGAUCUUAACGUGACCUUCCCAUCAGAUGAAGAAUGUCAACUCUAUAAUAUAGAUCCAUGUACCAAUGAGAUCUGCAAUGCAGUUCCCCAGCUUGUAGCGCCGUGCAAGUCCACAGAUAGAGCCAUUAAAAGCAUGGAGGAAACUAUUCAAAAUUCCAUAAAGAGUAUGUGUGGCAGAAAGCCGCGAAGUAUUUGUCGGCAGGCCACACCGCAAGAGAUAGCGGCAGCGACGAAAAUCGUAGCGCACGCGAAGGGGUAUCUCGUUCGACGCUUGAUGAGAACCGAACGGGUUCAGUCGACUGUGCAAACGAUAAAGGACGCGCUGCUUUGCGCUCUGCAGCUCCACCAGGAUCGGGAGGGGAUCCGGGGCGCUGAUGUAGACCUGCAUAGGCGGUUGAUCCAGCAGAUAACUGCAGCGUGCUACACGUUACACGACACGUUCGUAGCAAGUACCGCCGCGGAGAGGUGCGCCAUGAUAGCCGCGGACCGCGGUCGCAGGCGCUCACUCGCGUCCCGACCGCCGACGAGGCAACACCGUCCCACGGACUUAAUGUCGCAAAGUCACUGCGGCGCGUUCCCGACGCGCGCGAAGCGAGCGGCGCCCUCUCUCAUGACUCAAUCAAACUAUGAGACAUUUAGCGGUGAGAAAAGCGUCCGCCGCUAUAUGCCGAGCCCGCGGCGCCGCCCGUGGCGCUGACCCUGCGUGCCCGGUUUCAUCGCGCGAUGUUGGCUGCGGGAGUACACUUAGUGGAAACGGACCUCAAUCAUGCUGCUUUCGACUUGACUUAAAAUUGACUCGUGUCUCUAUGAAAUUUUUGUAUAUGCUUGUUCAUUUGAUUUUUUUAACGUGCUUCAGUAUAACUUGACGUGUCAGCAUUUAUUUUUUUUUUAAGGUCUAAGCUUUGAUAACGAAUUGAAUGCAUAUAAUGUUGCGCUGUUCACAGAAAUACAUUUUAAGGUUGUACUGAAGUGAUUUUACGAAGCGAAUUUUAUAAGGAUUUGACGUUCCAAGGCAUUACAAUUUCAAAGUAAUUAUUUAUUGUGUGGAAAAUAAUUGCAUGUUAAGAUUCGAAUGUAUUGGAUGAAAAUAUAGAGUAUCUAGUGUAAUUUUAUAGCUAAAUCCUGUAGUCAAUUUUUUCAAAAAAUAUACAUUGCAAGCAUAAUAUUUUGCUUUGUAUUAGUAUUCCUUCCGAUAAGUUUUAAUCCAAUGGCUUCUUCAGUAAUACAUUCUUUCUUCUUUCAUAAAAUAAAUCAACCUCGGCGUCUAUUUUUAUAAUGAACAAUAUGGGUUAAAUUCAUCCAAACUACAAAAUCUGUUUUUAAGUAGUUAUUUGCCAGAAAGUGCUUUAUUUAAAAUAUAUUUAAGUCACAUAUAAAAAUGCUUGUAUUGUUGACUUCAAAUUCGAAUAUAUCACAGAUUUUAUAACAAUGACAACUAAUAUAUUAUCUUAAUAAGAAUAUAUGGUGUUGAAAGAAUAAAAAUAUUUAGCACCUUUAGUGUUUACCAUUUAAAUAGCUGUGAAUGACAAUGUGAAUUGAUCAGGUACAAUAAU
Zerene cesonia (dogface butterfly) is the source of this 3780-nucleotide messenger RNA. RefSeq lists its product as uncharacterized. Bases 444 to 2924 code for a protein of 826 amino acids. Gene Ontology annotation, biological process: regulation of cytokinesis; centriole replication; centrosome duplication. The transcript has 6 exons. Gene Ontology annotation, cellular component: centriole. NCBI's taxonomy places the organism in Eukaryota, Metazoa, Arthropoda, Insecta, Lepidoptera, Pieridae. The record is from RefSeq and is a predicted model, not a curated record. Gene Ontology annotation, molecular function: protein binding.